Pimephales promelas (fathead minnow) is the source of this 2589-nucleotide messenger RNA. It is a transcript of the gene depdc1b, whose product is annotated as DEP domain containing 1B. Gene Ontology annotation, biological process: intracellular signal transduction. The record is from RefSeq and is a predicted model, not a curated record. Lineage: Eukaryota; Metazoa; Chordata; Actinopteri; Cypriniformes; Leuciscidae.
GGCGUGGAGAAGAUGUUUACGGACAAACACAGUAAAUGGAUAAAUAAUAAGCACAUAAUCUAUUAAAACCUAUCAGGACUUAAAUGGAUGGUAAAAUGAUUGGACCUGGGCCUUAUAGGGCGACGAAAUUGUGGAAUGAGACCAUCAAGCUCUUCCGUGGUGGAAUGCCAGUCAGACGUCACUGGGCUCAUUUCAGGAGUUACGAUCACAGCUUCACCGGAGCGGAGGCUGUCGACUUUCUCCAUGACCUGCUCAGACAAAACCAGAACUUCGGGCCGGAGGUGACGCGCUACCAAACGCUCCAGUUACUACGAAAAUUCCUCAGAAAUCACGUCAUCGAGGACGUCAAAGGACGGUUUGGUAAAGAGGACUUGGAGGACAACGGGCAUCUAUACAGAUUUCCUCCACAAUCACCUCUGAAGCCUGUCCCUGUGCGUCCUCCUGUAAGAGAUCACGGCUCAGUUCCCAGAAUCCCACGCUGGGACGACUAUGAGGAGAUUACAGUGCCGGAGAAGAUCCCCAUGAAGCCUCUUAUGAAUUGUGAGUCGUGGAAUAAGAGGCACAGCAUCGCCAUUGGUGAGGUUCCUGAAUGCCGGUUAGUCCGGAGGACCGAAUUAACCCCUAAACACGUGGACCAGAUAUGGAAGUCAAUGACACUAACACAUUUACAGACGGUUUUGGGUCUCCAGUCUCUGGACGGGGUUCUAGAUGCCAAACUUCUGAACCCGAAGCACAUCGUUCACAACGUAUUUGGUGUUAAUAAGCAGGGCAUUGUGGUCCUGAAGAACAAAACAGAAGACGUGCCUCAUUGGGUUUUAUCUGCAAUGAAAUGCCUGGCAAACUGGCCCAAUGGCAAUGACGCCAGGCAGCCCAUGUAUCCAGGGUUUGAGAGAGACGUCUUCAGGACAGUUGCAGAACAUUUUCAGAGACUGAAAGAACCACUCUUGACCUUCCACCUGUAUGAGAUAUUUGUCAGCAUUUUGGGUCUUCUGCAGAGGCAGCCGGUUGUGGUCGAAGCGUUGCAGGUCUGCUGUCUCCUGUUGCCUCCGGCCAACCGUCGUAAACUACAGCUGUUAAUGCGUCUGAUGGCUAAAGUCUGCGCCAACCCCUCUCUCCCCCCUCUGAACGACACCAUAGGAGCGCGGACUCUGAUGGUCCAGACCUUCUCGCGGUGCAUUCUGGGAUCUGCGGAUGAGGUGGACUUGGAUGAGCUGUUGGCCACAAAGCUGGUCACGUUUAUGAUUGAUAACCAUGACAGUGUGCUGAAGGUGCCGUCCAACCUGCGAAAAUCUGUCGAGGAGCAUCUGUCCCACCUCAGAAGAGCUCAGAUAAAGUACGCGGGUGCGGACACGGACUCCUCGGUGGCGUCUCCGCCUCACUCGUUCUGUCGUCAGAUCAGCAGAGAGGAGUUUGAGCACCAGAGGGUUUCAGCGUCUCAGGGGGCCAUCGUGGAGCUGCUGGAGAGCAUCAUACAAGACAAGAACAUGUCCAUUAAAGACAAGAAGAAGAAGCUCAAGCAGUUCCAGAGAUCUCAUCCCGACAUCUACCGAAGACGCUUUCCCACCGCUGAGAGUGAGGCGGUGCUUUUCCCAGAGAGGCCGCAGAGACUCAAACCUCAGCUGAUGUUCCUGACGCUGAAGAAACCCUUCCAGCCCUUCCAGAGGAGCUGGAGCUUUCGGGCCUGAGUCUCGUGUGUCAAUAUCAAGGAGAGAUGUUACUGAACAUUACAGGUGGUGCUAUGACAUCCUAAAUCCACAUGACACCGGGUUCACCUCGUCAGCGAUCAGCUGAUUGAUGAAAGUAUAAUGCUGUGCAUUAGAGCCGUUUAACGCGAGACACUACAGGCAAAUUUGAUUGUGCAUCCAUAACUUGUCUUCUUUCAGACUAGUGGAAAGAAAACAUGAUCCAAGUCUUUAUUUAUAACACUCCAUCUCUUUGCGUCUGUAGAUUUCAAUUAUAAAACAUAUCUUUAAAGACGUUUUCUCAAAAUGAUUCACUGAUCUAACAUUUUAUUUAAACAAGGUCAAAAAUAGUUUUCUGUCUGUUAACAGUAUAAAGCUUGUAAAAAGUCUAAUAUGAGAGAAGAAUUCUGAACCUGCUUUAUCCAGUGUUUAGAUUUCUGUUUUUGUGUGCAAAUUAGUCCAUAUUUAAUAGAUCUCGCCUCAUUUCCAUACUGUAUUUAAACAUUACAUUUCAGACUAUACAGAACAAUUGUCCUAAUGUAUUGUGACUAACUGGGGAAAGUAUGAUAUCGCCUGUAGUGUCUUGCUUUAAAAAUGGGCAUGAAAAUAAUAAUAAUAAAUAAAGAUUUAUGGUCACACCUCAGUUUAGGGUCCAAUUCUCAUUCUCAAUAACCUAUAAUAACCGAAUGACUGCUUAUUAAUAGUUAUUAAGGUAGUUGUUACGUUUAGGGAUGUAGAUUAUGAUCAUGCAGAAUAAGGCAUUAAUAUGUGCUUUAUAAGUACUAAUAAACAGCCAAUAUCCUAGUAAUAUACAUGCUAAUAAGGAACGAUAGCACUUUACUUGAAGGGGUGUGCAUAAGACUGACAUGACACAUGUUAUGAAUAUGAAGGAGGUUUUAACUGUCAU